AAGUCGCGUCACCUCCAACCCCCCUCCCUCCUCCUCCUCCUCCUCCGCCUCCUUUUUCUCCCUGAAGCUUUUUGAUCUUUCACCGCGUGCACCCACCAGAUCUGGUGGCGGAAGAGCCCCCCAUUGGCUUCUUCAAUGCCAAGGGAAGCGGAUGAGACCCGGAGCUGCACCAUCUGACUGCCACUGUUCUCAGAGGCAGAGGGAAGAGAACAACAAGCAGCGCCGUGAACUCUUCUGUGCCAAUGGUGAGAUUUGGAUCAGAAUUGUUUCUGUCGGUCUUCGUAAGUAUUUAUUGAUCAUGCUGUGGCAAAUGUUGAUGGAGGAGGGUUCGGUUUCCGUGUGGGACCCACCAUCAUCUGGAAAAUUCACACAUUUUUAUUGAGAGAAUUUAUUGACUCAAAAACAAAAACAAAAAGAACUCGGAAAUAAAAAGGCCGAAGAGUGGGUUGGGAGAAGGGGAGAUUGGGAAGAAGAAGAAGAAGAGAGAGGAGGGAGGGUGGGUGGUUGUUUGUUCUGAGAAGAAUAAAGAGAGUGGUUUAGUUCCCGAAGGGGCCUUCUUUCCUCUUUUUUCUCCACUUCAUAUGCUUCCUUCCCCAAAACCAAUCGGGGUCAGGUCCGACGGAGAAGAAACGAGCUAGCGAGUAAAGUUUGUGUCUUUCAUCUGGGAUCUUCGUUCGAUGGGCUGAAUUUUUGGAUCGGGUUCUUGAUUUCUUUUCUAAUCUUCUGAUAGAAGAUUCAUGAAGUCGGUCCGAUGAGAUUGGUGGAUUGCAUUUUUCGUCAUGCGGGUCGAUGAUUCGUCGAUUUUGGCUCUUUAGCAUAGCAGAAGAGAGCCAGAGAUCCGACCCUUGUGGGUUUUAUGCCGAUCCAUGCAUUCGAUUUUUAAGCAUCGAUUCUGGAUCUCGUUUCAGUGGAAUAGCACAAACAAAAAUUGCCUCUUUACCGGUUGGAAGGGGUUUAAUUUUAGUCCUAGUCCUGUUUCGGGUAUGGAUUAUACCUUGUAAGGGUAAAUAGGGAUCUCAAGUCGUUCCCUGUUCGAAAUAUUAGGGUUUCUUGUUUGGUUCGUGAUUUGGAGCUAUGUUGGAAGACCGCCCUUAUUUGAUCUCCAGGGUGUUCGAAAGCACCUCUGAGCAAGAAUCCAAUUGGAGUUUCUUGGCAUGCCAUUUCCACGAGUCCUUGGACAGCAAGAAACGCCUACUAGAUGAGGAAUUGGAAGAAGAAGAAGAAGUAGAGAAUCGAGCUAAGAGGAAGAAGUCACUGCAGCAAUCCAAUACCUCUGAUACCCAAGGUACGAAGCGGCCUCUUGAUGAUUCUAAUGGUUCCAACAACUUCAACCGGCUCACCGGGGAUAUAAUCAUUAACUGUCUUCUGCAUCUCUCUCGGUCCAAUUACGGUGCUGUUGCAUCUGUCAACCAUGUCUUCCGCUCGUUAAUUCGGAGCGGAGAGGUCUACCAGGCGCGCCGCCAGCUGGGAGUCACCGAGCAUUGGGUCUAUUUCUCAUGCAGCGCCCUCGAAUGGGAGGCAUACGAUCCCUACCGUGGACAUUGGAUUAGGGUUCCAAAGAUGCCCGGUAGUCCUACCGAAAACUUCAUGCUCUCAGAUAAGGAGUCGCUUGCCGUGGGCACCGAGCUUCUUGUUUUUGGCCAGGAGUUGAACUCAUACAUCGUACAGAGAUACAGCAUUCUGACGAAUUCUUGGUCAUCUGGAGUUGUAAUGAAUUCACCUAGAUGUUUAUUUGGAUCUGCUAGUCUUGAUGGGAAAGCUAUUGUAGCCGGUGGCACCCAUGGUCGCACUAUUUUGAGCACCGCAGAACUCUACAAUUCGGAGACUCAAACCUGGGAGACGUUGCCUAAUAUGAGUAGAGCACGGAAGAUGUGUUCGGGGGUAUUCAUGGAUGGAAAGUUUUAUGUAAUUGGCGGAAUAGAUAGUGAUAACAAGGUGUUGACAUGUGGGGAGGAGUAUGAUCUGAAGCGAUGCUCAUGGCGGUUAAUUCCAGACAUGUCCGCUGGUCUCAAUGGUGCGAGUGGUGCACCUCCACUCGUUGCCGUCGUGAACAAUGAGCUUUAUGCAGCUCAUUAUGCCAAUAAGGUGGUGUUGAAGUACAACAAGGAGAAUAACACAUGGGUAACAUUGGGAAAGUUGCCCGAGAGAUCUGUCUCGAUGAAUGGUUGGGGUCUUGCAUUCCGAGCAUGUGGUGAGCAGCUAAUAGUAAUUGGUGGCCAGCGAGGAUGUCAUGGAGGAAUGAUCGAGCUAAAUUCUUGGGUUCCAAAUGGAGGGCCACCUGAGUGGGACAUGAUUGCUAGCAAGCAUUCGGGUAGCUUUGUUUAUAACUGUGCCGUGAUGGGCUGCUGAUUUCUCUAAUUCAUGGUGACCAUACUGUACUUCUUGCAAGAAGAAUGCAUGGCACUGGCUUGUAAGAGUAUGUAGCAUAAAAUGCUAAUUCUGCAGUUGUUUCUUCCCUUUUCUGAAAUUUCAACUGAAAUGAUAGUUCAACAGAGUUCUGUCAUCAAUGUAAUCCCUGAUUUUGUCAUUUUUAUAUUCAGUCAUUACUCCUUCCAUUUGUUUUAA
Messenger RNA from Musa acuminata AAA Group (dessert banana), 2565 nucleotides. RefSeq names its product F-box/kelch-repeat protein SKIP11. The coding region runs from base 1075 to 2349 and encodes 424 amino acids. The transcript is spliced from 2 exons. Gene Ontology annotation, molecular function: protein binding. NCBI's taxonomy places the organism in Eukaryota, Viridiplantae, Streptophyta, Magnoliopsida, Zingiberales, Musaceae. The record is from RefSeq and is a predicted model, not a curated record. Gene Ontology annotation, cellular component: nucleus.